Messenger RNA from Penicillium riverlandense, 2442 nucleotides. RefSeq names its product lysophospholipid acyltransferase family protein. The transcript is spliced from 4 exons. NCBI's taxonomy places the organism in Eukaryota, Fungi, Ascomycota, Eurotiomycetes, Eurotiales, Aspergillaceae. The coding region runs from base 1 to 2442 and encodes 813 amino acids. Gene Ontology annotation, cellular component: mitochondrial membrane. The record is from RefSeq and is a predicted model, not a curated record.
AUGCCGGAUCCCAAGUCGGCCAUCGCCGACGACCAUUCGGCUCCCGACCUGGAGAUCGUCGGCGACAAACUGACGAUUCACCCCUCCGGCUUCACAGGUGGUCCCGGCACGCAAGACGACCAGAUUACCGAACGCAACCUGGUGCGCCAUAUGGCGCGCUUUCGUGCAAACCCCUUUGACUUCCUGCGCGAAGUGAGCCUGUAUAUGUCCGGUACCGGCUGGCGUGCGUACGACGAUGUUAUCGGACAGCCCGUGUUCUAUUCGGGAUUCACUGACAGAAUGAAGUCUUUGAUUCUCGACAGCCCGCUGCUGAAGAACAAGGUCACCGAGUUGGCAAGCACUCGCCUCGCGGUGGAGGAGAAGGAAGGGUUAUUGGCAAUCCACGAGGGCAACUUGCCGCCCGAGGAGAAGCGCGCUCGCCGCAAGAAUGAACUUGAAGGCAAUCUCAAGCAGGUGGUGGACCGAAUGAUGGACAACAUGAUCUGCAAGAUGGAAAGCAAGAGGUUCAUUCGUGGCGCGUACUACAUGUGCACUCAGCUCUUGACCCGUGCCUACCACCAAGGAAUCCAUGUCUCCAGCGAGGAAGUUCUCCGUCUGAGAUCGGUCGCCGAAGCGGCUGCACAGAAGAAACAAUCGAUUGUCUUUUUGCCCUGUCACAAAUCUCAUGUCGACUAUGUCUCUCUCCAGCUCGUCUGCUAUCGGCUAGGCAUCGGUUUGCCCGUGGUCGUGGCUGGUGAUAAUCUGAAUAUCCCACUGUUAGGACCAUUCCUGCAGCAUGCAGGCGCCAUGUGGAUCCGCCGAAGCUUUGGGAACGAUCCUCUUUACAACACGGUUGUGCAAGCCUAUAUCGACACGCUUCUGCAGCAAGGGUUCAACUUUGAAUGCUUCAUCGAAGGGGGCCGUUCCAGAACCGGCAAACUUCUUUCUCCGAAAUUCGGAAUCCUCAGUUUCAUUCUGGACAGUUUGUUAUCGGGGCGGGUUGAGGAUACGAUUAUCUGUCCUGUGAGCACUCAAUAUGACAAGGUCAUUGAGACUGAAUCGUACAUCAGUGAACUUCUUGGACAGCCGAAGCAAAAGGAGAAUUUGUCCGAUCUCCUCUCGUCAUCCUCGGUCCUAUCAUUGAAGUUGGGCCGCGUGGAUGUCCGUUUCCACGCGCCAUGGAGUCUAAGGGAGUUCCUCACACAACAACUUACCCGGCUGGACAUCCCGAGCACGAAAGUCAACCAGAAACUUUCUUAUAAUGACCGGGGUCGAAUCCUGAGAACCCUGGGAUACCGGGUGCUGUCCGAGAUCAACGAUGUGUCCGUGAUGAUGCCAACAGCCCUUGUGGGGACGGUUCUUCUGACGUUGCGCGGGCGUGGAGUUGGUAAGGGCGAGCUGGUCCGGCGGUUGGACUGGCUCUGCGAUCGUGUGCGCGCCAAAGGCGGCAGAGUGGCCCACUUCUACCGCUCGCCAACAGAGAUGGUGGUUGACCGCGCAUUGGAUGUGAUGGGGCCGAAGCUCGUGGGCGAGGUUGCUGGCCUGGUUGAACCCACAUACUAUGCGGUCGACCGUUUCCAACUUUCCUUCUAUCGCAAUAUGCUGAUCCACCUCUUUAUCACCGAAGCGUUGGUAUCUGCUGCUAUGUAUACAAAGAUUAAGCAGGGUGGUGGGCCAACUAACCAACGAAUCACGUACGAAGCUCUAAGAAACCAGGUUUCUUUCCUUUCACAGCUUUUCCGUGGCGAAUUCAUCUUCCCGCCGGAUGGCUUGGCCACCAAUUUUGAGAAUACCCUGCGGGUCCUUGAGAAGGAUGAUGUGAUCAAGAUCACCCGGGACAACUCAGGAACGCCAACCUACGUCGAAUUAAGUGACAAGGAACGAUCCUGUGGACGCGAGAACUAUGAUUUCUACUGUUUCUUGAUCUGGCCAUUUAUAGAGGCUUCCUGGCUCGGCGCAGUCUCUCUCCUAGGACUCACACCGCCCCUUGAUGGACCAAAUGACGCAUGGCUCGAUAUGAAGAAGACCCAAGACAGUGCGCAGCAUCUGGGCAAAACCCUCUACCAUCAAGGAGACCUGUCAUACUUCGAAGCAGUCAAUAAGGAGACGCUCAAGAACUCCUACCAACGAUUUGAAGAGGAAGGCAUCAUCCUUGUCUCCAGGAGCAAAGAAUCGCGUGCAGGGCCUUCUUUGAGACUUGCUCCCGAAUGGACCCCGGAGCGAGACCCAAGCACUGGCAAAGUGCUAGAUCGUGGGCGUCUGUGGGACUUUACGGAGCUGAUCGCGCAGUCCCGUCGUGAGGGAAAAAACCGUCGAGACGGAGCGACCGUCUCCUCCCGUGUCCUGACCAUGUCCGACCUCGUCGGACGACAGCUCUUCACCGGCGCCGCUGCUCCUGCCCCUGGCGAUGUAUCCUCACGGCAGAUGCGCCGCAAGGCAAUUGCGACUGAUUCCAAGCUCUAA